AUGGCGGUGGCGGCGGCUGGAAUGCCGGCUACGGAAAUAGAAGCUUAUGAAGGUGACACUAGGCUCCACUUCAAUGUGGAGUCUGACUUUCCAAGGUUUCUUGACCAGACCAGAUUUGACCAGAUUUCUCAGACGAAAGUGGAUGAGGAAAUUGUGGAGCAGCAUAUUGUCAUUGUCGAUCAAACGGUGCGUUUGCUUCGUAUACCCAGGUAUACCCUGAGACAGCAGUUCGAAUAUUAAUGCCUAUGACAAAGAAACCUUAGAUAAUCUCUCAUCAGCGUUCAGUGAUGUCGAUCAGCCCUGCAGCAAUGUUUAGCCAGAGCAGCCGUGUCUCCCACCACAACUGUAUGGGUAUGAGCCAGAGGGUCCCUCUCCUUCAGAACAAGAUAACAACGUUGUUGUCGAACCAAUUGUUAAGAUAAAAGGCAUUCAAUAGAGUGCUAUGUGUUGGAUGUUGUUGACCCUCUAACACAGUCCACUCAACUGGGUAUCGAUCUUUAUAUUCAAGCCCUAGACCUGGUCAGGGAUAGAAUGGAAUGAUAGAUAGAUCUCCCUGGAACAGAAAAUUACUACCCAGAGGUGAGGAGGACAGGUUCCUAUGUAUGUAAAAGUGAUCAGGAUGCUUGUGGAAAAAUUAAAAAUACACCCCUAAAAAAAACCAAUGUGGGCAGAGCUCGGGCUUUAUUUGACCCCUAGGAAGAUGCUCAUAUUUUGACAAAGUAAAAGUUAGACAAGUCUGAAGAAAGGCAGGUGCAUCUUCAAUUGUUUAAAUUAUUACUAACAAUAUAAUAGGACUCAAAGAUAAUGCUUGUUUAGAGUAUCUGGGGUUUCCAGAGCCCACCAAAGAUCAUUUCUCAUUAAUUUCUUAAACAUUUUUAAAAUUUCUUUUGUUUUUUUCUUUAUGAAGUAAUGGGUUUUUUAAUUGCUUUGAAGAAAUAUUCACUGUAGGACUUUCCCAAGGCUACUGAUAUGCUUUUGAGCGUACUGUUAACUGCCGCUUAUAAAUUCCCCCAGUUAUUAAGGCCCAUCUAUCUGUAUACAGAGCUAUUUCAAAAUAUGUAACACUGAAGAUGACGGAUGUACCGUCGAAACAUGUCUGGUAAAUUAAAGAAAGUUGUUAUGUUUAUGCGCCUAUUUAUUAUGAAGUUUUGAAGCUUAUUUAAAAACCAAUAAAUGCAAAACGUACAGUGAACGUAUACUGAUAAGCACUGCUAAUUUUCUUGUUUCGAAGCGCUUUUACUAUAGUCACCAGUUAUAACCCCCUCGUAUAAAAUUCUAAAACCCCUAACGAAGAUUUAUAAGACAAGGAAUAUAAGCGGCAGUUUACGGUAGGUUUGAAAGAUCAGUUUUAAAGGUACAUGGUAGUCCAUCCUUAAACUCAUGCUUUUAUGCAGCCUCGUACCCAGGCCAGUUCGCGCUAUCCGAGUUAUAAGAGGAAGCUUGGAACCGAGCGCGAUAUGCAGAACAGUUUUAAGGUUAUUCUACUUCCCAUAAGUUAAGAACAUCCCCAUUUUAAGGUAUACAUGCCAUUGUAUAAUAAACCUAUAUGCUAUAGUGCAGAACAGUUCAAAGUUACAAGUUAAGAACAUCCAUAUAGAUGCCACUCCUGAAUCAAAUUAUCAUGCGGAACCAGAUGCAGAAUUGUUCGAAGGUUAUAUUAUUGUGCAAAAGUUUAGAACAUCCGUUUUAAAUUAUACGUGCCGGCCGUGUUUAAUCAGAUAAUAAAAGGCCUAUAGCUAUGAUGCAGAACAGUUCGAAGGAAGUUUUAUUGUGCUUCAGUUUAGAACAUCCGUUUAAACUAUACAUGCCACUAUAUGAUAAAUAAUUGUAUAAACACCGAAGAAAUACCAGGUGAGCUUUCGCGCUCUCUCUUAGUUUCUUAAAGCGUGAAAAUAACAUGCUACCUCAACACUUGAAAGAUCACCUUUUCUACGGCUACUAAUAAAUCGCGUCUUUAGCGAGAAAAAAAUUAGCUGUGAUAUGUCACUGAUGGUUAUAUAACAAAUAAAACAUUACAUUGCCACUAGCGCUUAGAGAUUUGGAAUUUCUCUUCUCGGGGUGAAAAAUAUUUUUACUUAAAUCUAGAAGACAAAUUUCGUAUCUCUCUGCGGCCAUGUGUAAUAUCCUCUUCUCAAAACCUUGUAUGCCAUGACGCAGAACGGAUACGCUAUUGGGCAUACGUUUGAACAUCCGCUCUAAAUUAUACUUGCCACUGCAUAAUAAACUUGUAUGAUAUGGUACAUAAAUUUAUAACAUCCCUAUAGAUGCCACUCCAAAAUCAUACUAUGAUGUAGAGCAGUUAUGCUAUUGUGCAAAAGUUUAGAACAUCCGUCACGUUUCACUAGAGGCCCCACUAAAAGGCCCCGUCUAAACCAAUCUGGGCGGCGGAAACCGCACACUUUUAAUUGUAAUUUAAAUUGAAUUCGAAAAUAACUAGUUUCAAUCAUCUUCACGAAUUUCACUGGUGGUAAAUAUGUAACAAAUAAAACAUUACAUUGCCACUAGCGCUUAGAGAUUUGAAAUUUCUCUUGUCGGGGUGAAAAAAAUUUUCACUGAAAUCUAGAAGACAAAUUUCGUAUUUCUCUGCGGCCUUGUAUGCCAUGAUGCAGAACGGAUAUGCUAUUGGGCAUACGUUUUGAACAUCCGUUCUAAAUUUUACCUGCCUCUGUAUGAUAUGGAACAUCCCUACAGAUGCCACUCCAAAAUCAUGCUAUGCAAAAGUUUAGAACAGUCACGUUUCACUAGAGGCCCCACUAGCCAAUCUGGGCGGCGGAAACCGCACACUUUUAAUUGUAAUUAAAAUUGAAUUCGAAAAUAACUAGUUUCAAUCAUCUUCACGAAUUCGCAAAUCUGUUAGAUCAAAAAUAAUAAAACUAAAAAAACACUUUGGACAGCGGCUUAAACUAGAUGCGGUUUCGGUGACGUGAGCGGAGUCACUGACUUCGUGUGGGAAGAAGGCCCAUUCGUGUAAAAAUAUCCGUCUCUAAAAAUAUCCGUAAUCAUGUUGGCGGGGCUAAGAUGCAGAACGGUAGUCUAUGAAACUUAAUUGAAGUUCUACUUCAUUUGACUUUUUGUGAUGUUAAUCAUGUUCUAGGAAGUCGACUCGGCUUAAACAAGAUAAAUAGGACGGAGAAAACUUGAUAUAACUCAGUUUGUUCGUGCUAUUGGCACCACCAGCAUUUUGGAUUGAUUAUUACACACCGCGUCCUGAAAAGUUAUUUGAGGUAAGUAGGUUUCGAGUAAAAGAAGCAGCUCCGAACCAUGUCUAUAGCUGUUUAAGUCGUGCAAAUCAGGAAUUCUCAGCUUUUAUCUAUAAAUUUUAUAUUACCUUUGUCGACCACGGCUUGCCAGUUGUUUAGCAUUGCUCUUCAUGUUGCUGGCGUUAGAGACAGAAAAAAGGUGCACAGAUAAACAUACAGAAGAGAUGCCGUAAAAAUUAAUGUUUUUAAUAGGCUCCGUUUUAACACAUGCGCACUGACUAUGAAAAAAAAUUUUUCAUGAUGUUUCCAGUUUUAACGCAAUAGCUACAAAGCUUUGAGAACUACAAAGCACUGUUACGUUUUCCGGUUAUUUCCCCCGCUUCCCAUUCUUUUAAAACUCUCGUCUUCCGCCUUCUACUUCCACUUCCCUUGUCUUUCCCCACGAAUAAGUGAUAGCGGGAAUUACAGAUCUCAGCACAUUAAGAGGCAUAGUUCCAUGCACCUCUACGAACUGAACCGACAGUGUUAAAGAGCACUUUUCAGGAAUUUUAGUUUAGACUUGAAUUUAUCAAUAAUUCUUAUUGGCGGUGAAAGAGAAGAAUCAAAACGCAAUUUUCUUUUAAAACGCCUGUUGAAAGAUAUUCACGUCGCAUCACUGCAUUCAGUUCCCUGAGGCAAUACUUGUUUUUCAAGUCGUCUUUAAAAUCAAUCAAAAAAUCAGAUAGCAUGAAUCUUAAGUUCACCGUCCGUUUCAUUCUCUAAUCACUUUUCACAGGGGUAAUAUCUAACAGCUGUCAAGAUCAUGAAGUUCUUGGUUAUGAUUGUCGCGUUGGUUUGUGCCAACUUGUAUUUCUGCCAAGCAGGCAAAACUCCAGGACGUUAUGUAAGAUGAUCUGUCCUUUUUUGUUUUCAACUUUCUACAUCACUUACUUUGAAAAGGGCUAAAAUAGUUAAAGAUCGUUUGGUUUACACUGCUUAAUGUCUAACGGCAAGUCAGUUGUAGAGAGUUGAGAAAAAUUUUGCUGUACAUCGUACAAGGGUGGGUGAUUUAACCUUUGAAGUCUUGUAGGGGACACUUCGUGUCCUAUUGUUUUUCCACCUUGUAUACAUAAUUGCUACUAGUACUUAUUCAACAAUAAUCGUACUAUCCUUUUCUUCUUAACAGACAAUUUGCACCGAUUCUAAGAAAACAAUCAACAUCAACGUUCGCGACAACGGAUGUCAAGAGGUAACACGUACAAUAUAAUAUAUAGAUUUAGCCAGGGCUAUAAAAGGCGAAGCUCUCAUUAAUAAAUUUAUAAUUUAAGUCAAACAAUAAACGUGUAAUUAACAAAUCAGUUAACUUAAGGGCACAUUCAUGUGACUUAUAAAGGAAACUACUAUUGUAAGUGAUUUUGGAGUGAAACAUCUUACAUCGAGUUGAUAGCCUUAUUCCCACCCCAAAAAAUUGCUAUAAUCUUUGAUCACAUUCAAGAGCCAUAUUAUGGCUCUUGAUCACAGUAGUUUAGGCCUGGAAAACAAAUCAGGCCGAUUUUUUUGCGUUCGACAAGUUUACUUUACAAAAUCUUGCCAACAAAUCUGGGGCUGUGUGAACCAACCUUAAAGUUUAUACUCGGACAGAAUGCAGUAUUUCACAAUUUUUCAAGACAAAUUUCACUCAGUCAAUAUUCAGGGCGUUCAAUCGUGGGCUUUUAGCGAAGCCGUUCAAAAAAUUUCCAAAAUCAACAAUACGGCCGGCGGGCUCUCACUUUUGACAAGCGCCAAAUUAGCGACCUGUGGUCCAGUGUUUGAAUGAACAUUAAUAAAAUUACCCUUCAACAUAAUAAAGAAUUUAUUAAGUUUAUUUUUUUAUUUAUUGGUUUUAUAACGAUGUAUAAUCUUAAAAAGCGUUUGAUAGGUGCGGAUUUUGAGUACUCCUGCAAGCGAUGUUCAUGAACGAUUGAAAACAAACAGCACAGCGAUUAAAAUUGCACGAGAGACUACUAACAUGAACAAUCAAUAAAAGAAAUCAUAUAUAAUUCGGUGAAACAUUUACAGAAAUCGCUCAAAGUUUUGGUUCUACAGCCGAAUUUAUAACUAAAUAUUUUUCGGAACGUUUUCUUUCUAUUCACGGGCGAGAAAAUAUAUCCAAAGGCUUUUUAAAGUUCUGUAAGCUCAGUUAAUUAUAUCAAACCUGAUGCUAGGUAAGAUCAUUGUCUCAAAUCUUACAAACUUGCAUAAACUUGCCGCAUAAACUGUGCUCGACUUCAUGAAAUUAGAUAUAAAAAAGACAGACAGAUCAAAUACAAUAAUUACUCAGGCUUAAGUAAGGCCAGAGUCGCUUGACUUUUAAACACUCAAGAUUAUGCAUCAAGCAAUGUGAAAAACGAAAACGAUGCCACCCAAAAUCGGAUUUCCAACUUUGACAAGCGACGCAUUUCUCAACCAAAAACCCAAAAAACAAAAAACAUGAAUAACAGAAGACUCUUGAUAGCAGCUGUAGCUCAUUUUGUACAUCCAGUGGAAAAAGACAGUUAAAAACAUCACAAGUUGACACAAAACUCGGCGUUGAAACAAGUUUCAAGAUGCUGCAUAAACAUGAACUCACUUGUCAAAUUUUGACCAAUCAGUGCAUAAAAAUGAGACGUAGAGCGUAACCAUGGUAAGAAAAGGUCUCCCACGCCUGUAAUUUUAAAUAACUGGCUGAAUUUUCGCGUCCGAGGUCAGUUUGAAAACAAAAUCUUAAUAGUGCGGGACCAUGGUUACAUUAACACAAUACAUUUCAGUUGAAUUUUUAAAAAAAUCAACUUGAACCAGCGAUUAUUUGAAAACUAGUAACUUGUCAGUGGAUAAAUUAUUAGGAUUUGGACAAAACGCGCGUGAAAUUAUUCCCUAAUUUCACUCGUCACCAUUUGAUCACACAUACUAAGGAAACGCGCGGGAGCCUUAACUUGUUUUCAAACAGGUUUUACCUGUUCAAAAGUAAUUUAUUUGUCCAUCAGGAUGGACGGUGGCUCGAUAAAGAAGCAAACGGCUGCUCGCAGUGGUUUCUCUUUCUCUUUUGUAGCAAGGCGUCCGGCCUAGAGAAACCACUGCUCCCAGGGUAAUAAAACAUUAUGAUAGUGAUUUUUUUCAACAGAUUAAAUUGAACAGUUUUUCAGGAUUUCAGCUCUCUCAAGUAUUGCCUAAGGCUAAUUAAACACACCACUCAUACUUGUUCUUUGUUUUACUUUAUUACAGGAUACAGACAAGCCAUCUGCUCAAAUCGAAGCUUUGCCGUUGCAAGUUGUGACCUAUCAUGCCGGUCAAAGUAAAUUCAAACUUUCUUACCACACCCAGGCUCCCAUCCCCAUAUAGUCAAUGUACCAUCAUUAGUUGCAUAAUAUGAGUAUCCACUAAUUUAAAAGUUCGGGAAUAAUAUAAACUGAGUUAUAACACAUUACAACAGUGUUAUAAUACGGAUGUUUGGAUUGGUCUUGUAUAAUUCAAUUGUUAAAUGGAGCGGUAAGAGCAAACUGGAAAAUAGAAAAUGCACGUCAUAAGGAAAAAAAAGGGCAACAGGCUGUGACCAAUUUGUCCAAUAAUAUAUUGAAAUUGGCUGAUUAAUUUUUGAAAUUACAGAUUAAAUUGUAAUCAAGAGAAAUGGAGACCUCAAUAAACAGCACCCAUAGAUUAAAACAUGACAGUGCGAAGGGGGACGUUAAUGGAAAUACCAAGAUUGAGAUUUCAGAUAACUUUUUUUUUAUCCUCUAGUCAUCAAAGACUGGUCUCUCAGUGCCCCGAAUAGCCAUCUUGUUGGCGGCAUGAAGUACCAUGAUGGAAAACUGAUUGUGCCAAUCACUGGACGGUACAAUAUCUACCUGCACGCCUACUUCCGCAGCAACGGAAGGAUCUAUGUUAAUGUGAAUGGCAAAUCGGUGACCAUGACUCAAACCCCAGGAACAAAUGGGGAAGCUACCUUACACGCUGCCGGUGUUUUCAACCUGAAAGCAGGUGACAUCAUCACCGUUAUGGCGGCUGUUCACUGCAAGCUUUAUAUGGCUUCCAUUCAUACCUACUUUGGCGCGUAUCUGAUUUAA
Molecule: messenger RNA, 7258 nt
Organism: Porites evermanni
Lineage: Eukaryota; Metazoa; Cnidaria; Anthozoa; Scleractinia; Poritidae
Source: the annotation of a GenBank genome assembly